CCCAGUCAUUCACACAUGGUGCAAUGGCAUCACCAGGUAUCAUUGCAAAUAUGAUUCUCAUAGGUGUGCAUUUGAUUCUUCAUAACCACAUCAAAACAGGAUGUGUCAUCUUCAUUGCGUCGAUGGCGUUAACCUGUGUCAUGGUUGUGAUUAUUGCAGUGCUAUUUUUUAUCAAGGGCCCCGUGCUGUUUCAACCUGUGACUGACCAUAAAGAACCAGAAACUCCUCCACAGGACGUAGAGGAUCCCCAGGAACAUGAGGAACAGGAGGAACGUCAUGACGCAGCCAGUGAAACAAAGACAGCACAGUUGAGAGCUCCAUAUGUUAACAUGCCUCCCAUCGGUGAUCUUGAGGAUGCUAAUGUUCCCCCUGGAUAUGCUGUGCCAGUUAAGAAAAAACCAAUAAACCCAUCCCCUCCACCGAAUGCCUACAUGUGUAUGCAUACCUUCGAGGAUGAAUCCCAGGAACCAGACCUUUAUCUACCACCACGGGAGACCUGUUUCACAGAAUUUGAUGAAGGCGAAAUUACUGCUUUCAGCGGUGGUCAUUAUUUGUGCAUGGACCCAUUACAAGAGGCGGUUGCUCAAGACAGCAAUUAAAGUAGGAAGAGGUACUUUGGGGGAAGACCUACCAUGAUGGUACAGUGUCAUCGGGUCAAAGAUAGGUUGAUAGUUCGGAGAUCCACCAGCAUCUGGUUAUUGCUGAUAUUGUUAUCAUCCGGGUGACAUUGAAGUGUUUGACCAUUCAAAUACUUAUCACCUGCACCCAAAGGGACACAACAGAAUUGGACAUAUCCGGUGGACCGAAAACGCUAGAAAGACAUUUAAGUGCGUUUGUAUGCAUUUGGGAUAUCGAUUUGACUAUUCCCCGUGCCUCAUCUCCAAAAUGGAUAAUAAUCAUAGGGUAUUAAACUCGUUUCAGUUAAAUAUGAAGUUCACGUACCGAGUGAAAAAACGUUCUAGCUCGAGGUUUACCGAGGUUGCAAAGGGUAACCCUUUUUGAGUUUGCUUGAGGUUUAAAGAGGCCAACCCGAAAAGUAUUUCACGAUGGACAUAAACUUGAUUCCAAAUUAGAACGAGUGUAAUAUUCUAUUUAUUAUCAAAGAUGUGAUUUGAAGAGGAGCAAACAGUUUCAGUACCGUCUAUGUAGCAACUGAGAGGACGUCCAAGGUUACAACGUUUUUCUACCAAACCACAGCGGAAGUGAGUGAUGUCAUGGCACUGUAACAAUAGUUGUCCGACCAUGUGUUUGCCAGCACGGUGAACAACAAGCAAAAAUGUUUUUGUUAACCUGAAGGGCUGUGCUUGUGUUUUAUCAAUGCAGUAAGGCCUUAUCAUAACUGAGUUAGUGAGUAUGCCGCUUUUAGCAAUAUCCCAGCAAUAUCACGGCAGGGGACACCAAAAAUGGACUUCACACAUUUACCCAUGUGGGGAAUCGAACCCGGGCCUUCGAAUUCGACGCGACGAGCGAACGCUUAAACCACAAGGCUACCCGACCGCCCCUUAACAUAAAUCAGAAAACGCCAAACUAUUAAAUCGAUAGUGUUCCCUCAUUACUUUCGCACAAUGAACCCCGUCUAAGCACAAAAGCAUUAUCGACUAGACACCAGUGUUGACACCGAGUUCCAGUUUGGCUUCUAACAUUUCAUUUGGCAGUCACCGAGUACAUAUGAUGAAAAUGUAAACACGGUCAAAUCUGAUAAAAACAGUGUUUCAAGCGCACAAGGUACACAUACAUUCAUAUUUUCUUUUCGCGGAUAGUUCAUAUGAUGUUAAAGUGAAGACCUACGGCUCGUUUAUUCGUCUUGAUGAGUUCGCACAGUUGAAAUAAAAAUGUCUGACGCUGCUAACCUUACGUCUCUCUCUUUGGCUAGCGUUGACGUAAGCUGAAAACGACCAUGUAUUAAGGAUUAUGUGAUAUAGUUUAUCGUAAUUCUGUAAUUUGUAUUCGUCGCAUUACCCUCAUCCAAAAUUCUUCCGUCAACCAGAACUACGUGAACAGACACAUGCUCAUUCAACGAAAUACACAAUCAGCUGCAUAUGCAUAUUUAAAGUAAGAAAUUGUUGACCUGAUACUGUGCUUCAGCAUUUGAUAAUAAAAUUGCAAAUUAAAAUUACUCCAGUUUGUU
Messenger RNA from Haliotis rufescens (red abalone), 2128 nucleotides. RefSeq lists its product as uncharacterized. The transcript has 3 exons. NCBI's taxonomy places the organism in Eukaryota, Metazoa, Mollusca, Gastropoda, Lepetellida, Haliotidae. The coding region runs from base 24 to 599 and encodes 191 amino acids. The record is from RefSeq and is a predicted model, not a curated record.